GCCAGUCCUGUCUACUCCAACUCUGGCUGUCUACGUCAACAGAUUUUUGACACUCAAAUCUCGGUUUUCACGGUAGUGGUCCGUUUCGAUUAAAUUUAAGAAACUUCUUCCAUCUCUCCACCCCACCCACCUACGGCAUACUCAAUUUUUAAUGCAAUAUUAUUAGAUUGUUUUUCAAGGAAUCCACAGAUUGGGAGAGCAGGAUUUGUGCAAGGAGGAAGCUGGAAAAAGUCGAGUUCUCAAUCUCAUAAAAGCACUUCCUUUUACUUUCUUGCACGCAUCAUCUUGCUUGAAAUUUGGGUUCGUGCCUCCUCCUGAACGUUCGGCAUCACUUUUGCCUUGCCUUGAGGAUCUUGUUCUCAAUGAUGUUGUUGCUUAUGCAUAAUACCUGAGGUCUUCGAGGCACAACAAUUAUAAAUCUCAUGUUGAAGAACACUCUUUUUCUUCCAAGUCUUGCAUUGCAAAUACAAGUACUGGAAUCUCUGGAAGAUCAGCUGAUGCCACAGAAAACUUGCUGGUAAAUACACAUUCUGAAGCUGUAGAAACCAGUCACAACAAGCAAGGUGUCCCUUUUGGCUUUUGCAGUUCAAGGGGUGAUGCUUCCCCUGUUUGGCUUUCAACUUGCUUGUAGAUUGGGAGUGGCUUCCUGGAGGCAUACCUUCUAUUAUGUUAGGUGUGCUCAACAUGAAUUCCGUAGAAUUACAUCUCGAAUGCAGAAAACUCUUCAUGGUUCUUCUAAUGAUAUUGGAUGGUUGCAACGAACUCCAGGAAUAGCCCCUGUUGUGAAUGGUACACAGAGAUUCUUGGAACUGCUUGAAGCAAUAAGAAAUGGAGAACACACCUUGCCCAACUCGUUUGUAUAUCUACUAAUUCCAGGUACAAGAGUAUCCUUUCUUGAGUUUUUUUUUUUUCCCUGAUUUAUCAAUGAAAUUCAGCGUGGCCUACAUCUCUCAAUGUGCAUUAGUAAUUUAUCAGGCCUUUUCAGCAAUCAUGGUCCCUUGUAUUUUGUGGCUACUAAGAGAUUCUUUUCAAAGAUGGGUCUAGCUUGCCACAUAGCAAAAAUCCACAGUGAGGUAAUUGAAAGUCUGCAAAAUUAUCUGAACAGGUAUCAAGGACAGAAGAAAAUUUGCAUUUACCUUGCAAUGCACCAUUAAGCAGUUUGCUCAUGCCAUCUUUUUGUCAAAUUUGCACUUCUUUUGGCCACUUCUCAAAUAUCUUUCAUAUUUCCUUUCUCCCUUUUUUCUUCCAUUAUUCCACCAUUCCUCUUAGAAUUCAAGCUUUUGUUAUUGCUGUUCUACUUCUUGUACAAAGGCAUCAGUGGAGCAGAAUGCAUGGGAACUGAAGCAGUACAUCGAGGAGCUUUAUUGGGGGUCUGGCAAGCAUGUGAUGCUUCUUGGACACAGCAAAGGUGGGAUUGAUGCUGCUGCUGCAUUAUCAAUUUACCGUUCUGACCUGGAAAACAAAGUUGCAGGACUGGCACUGGUCCAGAGCCCGUAUGGUGGCACCCCUAUUGCUUCUGAUUUUCUUCGUGAAGGUCAGAUUGCCGACAAAGAAACAAGGAGGCUCAUGGAACUUGUGGUAUGCAAGCUGAUUAAGGGUGACAUACGGGCCUUGGAGGAUCUCACAUACAACAAGCGAAAAGAAUUCAUCAUGAAGCACAAGCUCCCAGAGGAUAUCCCUAUCAUCUCCUUCCACUCAGAAGCAAGGAUUGAUACUAGUGUUCUUGCUACAAUGACCCCCAUAGCUCAUGCCGAACUUCCUUGCCUUCCCCUUCCCAAUUUUGCCAGCGAGGAUCCCAGUAAUGAUGUUAGAUCCAGAUGUCAAGUACCUGUAGUACUUCCCGCCUCUGCUGCCAUGGCCAUGUGUGCACUUCACCUCCAGCUCAGAUAUGGGGAGAAGAGUGAUGGACUGGUGACAUGCCGUGAUGCCGAAGUUCCCGGGUCUGUCGUGGUUAGGCCAGACCAGAAGCUUGACCAUUGCUGGAUGGUCUACUCUACAUCAAAGAAGAAUUCCAGUGAGCCUGAUGCUAGUGAAAUGUGUGAGGCACUCCUGAGUCUGCUAGUAGAACUUGGGACGAGAAAGCAACAAUAAACAACUCCAAGUUCUGAAACAUACUAACAGUUUUUUCUUCUUUCUUUACUGAACUCUUUAUGUCAUAAAAGCUUCAAAGAAGAACAAUUUCAAUGGCAGAAAACUGUGAUUCAUUGAUGCAUAUUUGCACCAUUCAUCAUCCUGUACUCCAUCUCUGGUUCAUCAUCCAGGUCCACUGUCCUCCAUGACUUUGAUAAUGGACCCUGAAGGCUCAUAAAUUACCAAACGCCUCAGUCAAAUCAAAGAUAGGAGGAACAAAUGGAAGCCGUCUCUACACGUAAACAACAGCACUGGCCUACUGGGUAAUGAAGAGGGGGUGAUGUUGAUGGGCCUAUAAUGAAUGCUGUGCCAUCAAUGGCAUUAAGGAGUGAGGACCCACAGGCUCGCAUUUUUACUUGCAUUGUUCUUAACCAUUAAAUCACUCCAAAAACCACAGAAAUUAUGAUUAUGGAUAGGUA
Molecule: messenger RNA, 2549 nt
Organism: Rubroshorea leprosula
Lineage: Eukaryota; Viridiplantae; Streptophyta; Magnoliopsida; Malvales; Dipterocarpaceae
Source: the annotation of a GenBank genome assembly